GUUACUACACUGAGCCCCCCCUGAGCCCCCCCCCCUUCACGCUUGUCUGGGCCCGUCGUAGCACGUGGCUGUAUCGAAAGUGGCGUGCGGCGGUGUCAGGAAUCAGCGGAGUCGUUCAUCGUUCACCGGAGUGCAGAUUGGAGGGGCCCUGCCCGUCACGCCUCCCCAGGGCGACACUGACGACACCAUGAAAGCAGACGACGAGGGGCCCGCUGACAGCCGCUCAUUCCAGCUCUCAAGAGACAAGUUCAUUCUCUCCAGCGAAGGUGCGCACGGGUGCCUGUCUGCAAACACACGCAACAGACAGGGGAGCUUGGACACAUCUCUCUUCAUUUCUACAUAUGUGUGCCGUCAUGUCAGGCCCUCUGACGAGGUAUUAUGACCUCGAGAAGAAGAACAUCGGCCAGGGGACCUACGGGAGUGUCUGCAAGGCGGUCAACAAGAGCACCGGGGCGGUGCGCGCCAUCAAGACGAUAUCCAAGUCGCAGGUCAAGAACAUCGAGCGCUUCCGCACGGAGAUCGCCAUCAUGAAACAACUCGACCACCCCAACAUCGUCAAGCUCUACGAGACAUUCGAGGACGCCAAGAACAUCUACCUGGUGCUCGAGCUCUGCACCGGCGGCGAGCUCUUCGACAGGAUCAUAGAAGCCGGGUAUAUAUGGUUGCUGUCUCUCUUCGUCUCGUGUGUGUGGCGAUUGGGCUUUCUUGUGUUUGUGUGUAGGUUCUUCACUGAGAAGCAGGCAUCCACGAUAAUGCGGCAGAUUCUGGCGGCCUUGUUCUACCUCCACAGCCAGAAGAUCAUGCACAGAGACCUCAAGCCAGAGAAUUUCCUCUUCCUCAACAAGGCCGCCGACUCGCCCCUCAAGAUUAUAGGUAAACCCGAGAGAGACAGACAGACAGAGACGGCAUGAUUCGAUCCAUUCAGCGGCCCCACGCAACUCGUUCCUACUCUCUGUACAUGUGUCUGCUAUCAGAUUUCGGCUUGGCUGCCCGCAUCUGCAGUGACAAGGUGGCGACAACCAAGGCCGGCACGGUCGGUGAAUAACCAUCCCUUGCUGAGAGACGCAAAUGAUAUACCCUUGUCUGUCUCUUCAUCGGUCAGCCCUACUACGUGGCCCCCCAGGUGCUGCAGGGCAAGUACGAUCAGGCGUGCGACCUCUGGUGAGCGAGGGAGGGAGACACAAAGGAUAGGACGACAACUGUGUGUGUUCAGGUCAGCUGGUGUGAUCAUGUACAUCUUUCUGUGUGGCUAUCCCCCAUUCCACGGCGACACCGACGCUGAGAUACUCCAAAAGGCAGGAACGAAAGAACCCAGCGCGCCACCCUUGCAGCGCACACCUGUGAAUAUGUGCAGGUCAAGAGCGGCAAGUUUCAGUUCCAGGACACCGAUUGGAAACACGUCUCGGCCGAGGCCAAAGACCUCAUCAGAAAACUGCUCACAUUCAGCCCAAAAGGUCGGUGCGCCCACACCACACAGAUGUCCUUCGUCUCCGACCUCUCUGUCUGCCUUUCUGUUUGUCUGUGUUCUGUCAAUCAGACCGCCUCACGGCUGCGAACUCGAUGAGCCAUCCGUGGAUCAAAAACGUCGCUGCAUCUGCCCCACAGGCGGCUAUCAACAAGAACCUUGUCGAUAACUUCAGGGUGGGUAAAGUGAGUGGCUUGCCUGCCUGCCUGCCUAUGCUUUCACACAUUGCUGUCUGUGGUGUUGUGUGUGGGCGGAUAUCCUUCACUCGUUCCGGGCCCAUUCGAAGCUGAAGCGUGCGGCCCUGACUGUCAUUGCCCAGCAGCUCACCGACAACGAAAUCGACCAGCUCAAAAAGAUCUUCAUUGGUCUGGCAGCCGGGACACGGGAACACAGACAGCAUACAGCUGGCAGGUGUGCACGUCGGUGUCCCUCUGUGUGCCUUUGUCAGCUUUGGACAACAAUGGUGACGGCACCCUUACCACCCAGGAGGUCAAAGGUAGGUGUGAGAGUCGACGGUCCCCCCCGAGCCCCCCAGCCGCCGAUCGUCAUGUGUGUCUGAUGCCCCCCUGUCUGUCUGUGACGGUUGAUGCAGAGGGAUUGUCCAAGAGUGGGUUGAAGGAGCUGCCGCAAGACCUGGAGCAGAUCAUGAUGGAGGUCGACUCGGACGGAUCGGGAGUCAUCGACUACACAGGCACGCAAUGCACACCCUCCCGUGUACCCCCCCUCGUCCAUCCAUUCCGUCCACACGUGUAUGCCUUUACUUACAGAGUUUAUUGCCGCGACACUAGAGAAGAAGCACUACAUCAAGGUUCGUCAGCACACCGUGGCUGCACCAGUCUUUGAUCGUCCUCGGUCUUCCCUCUAUGUGUCUCUGUGUGUCUCUUUGUCCUCACUGCAGGAGGACGUUUGCUGGGCGGCUUUUCGUGUAUUGGACUUGGACGGCAACGGCAGAAUCACCGCGGAAGAGCUCAAGAAGGUCCCGUCCCCAUCACACCAGAAACCACACACACGCACAAAGGGAGACAGACGUGUGUGCUGCGUGCGUGGCUGGCGCAGGUGUUGGGUAUGGACCAGAUCAAGGGAGCCUUCGAGAAGAGGAACCUCGACGAGAUCAAGAAGAUCAUCGAGGAACACGACACCAACGGAGACGGCGAGAUCGACUUCCAGGAGUUUCUGCACAUGCUGAGGGUGCAGAAGUCGUAGGUAGCACAACAAACAUGGCCAGCCAGCCUGAUGGAUGGAUGGACUAUCUAUCGGCUGGCUGACAUUGACAUUGGAUGUAGCUUAGCUGGUGGGUGUAUGUUGAUACGCACUGAGUGAGUGCAGUGCCGUCCCUUCUCUUCGCGUCGCGUAGUCGCCCAGGGCAGCCGUCAGUCAUGUGUGUGUCUGUGGUUAAUUGACACACGUGACCUGCUGGCUGGCCUGGCCUGCCUCUGCUCUGCUAUUUCUCUCGCUGUAGAUGGCUGUCGGUAUCAAUUAAAAUUGGUGCUGCUCUCUGCUCUGCUUUCUUUGUGAGUAGAUGCAUGCCUGCCUGUACUUAUGCUCCCCUCUCACGAGUAUGAAAAGUUUGUCGUGAUGUGCGGAGGGAAGGGGCUGCAUGCCACUUUGCUUGGCCUUUGCUGGUGUGUAUGGGUGGGCAUGUGAGCCAUGCAGCCAGGGAGGGACGAAGGGAGCAAGGGAUGGACGGAUGGAUGGAGGGAGGGGGGAACGCGGUUGCUACGUGUGGGCUGCAUGAUGG
This is a messenger RNA of Vitrella brassicaformis, 3203 nucleotides long. NCBI's taxonomy places the organism in Eukaryota, Vitrellaceae. The record is from the annotation of a GenBank genome assembly.